AGCGAGGUUUAUGAUCAGUCUCUUUCGUAUAUUCAAAGAAGCUGGCUGGAUCGAUUCUGUUUCUAAAAUGUUUUCCCAACUCUUAUCGCUGAGGUUGGCUUUGAUGUUGAUCUUUUUGAUCACUGUACAGUGGACAGGAGCUCGUCCCCAGAAUCCUUACUAUGUAGAAAACAUCGGACAGGGCAACUUCCAUCAUCAACGCCAUCAUGGUCAUGGUCAUCACGGGCAUGGGUCAGGUUAUGAUACAGGAUUUUCUGGCCCACCUCCGCCCGGAUAUGGUAGGAUCCCACCUCCGGGUUCCUAUUAUCCAGAUCGUCAACCCGGGGGUGGGCCUCCACCUUAUUACCCACCUGGUGGUCCAUUUGUAGGACAACGACCUGGUGGUCAUUUUGGUGGACAUGACUUCCACCAACCUGGUAACUGGAGACGACCAGGUUUCGGUGGCCCAGGAGGAGAUUUCAACAGGGUUCCACAGCCUGGAAAGCCACCAAGUUCCCAUCAACCAGGUAGCAGUGAGGAAACUUACUCUGGUGGAUUCCAGCAACCAGGUGGCGUUAAUACCGUACAACCAAGACCUGGUCAGAACACAGGAGGAUUCCAACAGCCAGGCCAAGGCUCUGGAGGAUUUCAACAGCCAGGACGAAACACAGGUGGAUUCCAACAACCAGGCCAAGGAUCAGGAGGAUUCCAGCAACACGGCCAAGAUUCUGGAGAAUCCCAACAGCCAGGCCAAGGCUCUGGAGGAUUCCAACAGCCAGGCCAAGGCUCUGGAGGAUUCCGUCAGCCAGGUCAAAGUCAGGGACAGAAACCAGGAACUUCUAGUAAUACCCUCCAACCCCGUCCCGGCAGCCCAGAUGAGGACUUCUCCCAGUUCAACUUCCAGACUCCAAACACAUUGCAGCCCCGACCUGGUCAGGAUCUCCAAGGGGGAGGCACAAGUGCAGGAAAAACCAUCCAACCACUUCCCGGGCAGCCCCAGUCUACCGUAAUCCAACCCAUUCCUGGCCGUCACCAAGAUUCAUCUCCCGACAAUGUCCACGACAAUAUCAAAGAUCUCUUCAACACACAGGAUUUCCUUUCGCCCGAGCUGAGUCAAGCUCCUGGAGCCAACAGAGAUCCCAAGUCUGAUGCUGAGGAUGUGAAUCCAGAAUCGGUGAAUCAGCGCAGUCUAUUCGACGUGCAGCCAAAGUGUGCAGAUGGACUCAAGUUCAUGGCAGGGCAUUGCAGGAAGGAGGCCUAGGAAAUGUCUCUUUUUUAUAUAUUAUUAAAUAAACGAUUUUAUUAUGCCAAUAAAUAUGUCAUAAUGAGUAA
Molecule: messenger RNA, 1311 nt
Organism: Drosophila eugracilis
Lineage: Eukaryota; Metazoa; Arthropoda; Insecta; Diptera; Drosophilidae
Gene: Gbp2
Product: glutenin, high molecular weight subunit DY10
Exons: 2
Coding region: 11-1240 (409 amino acids)
Source: RefSeq, a predicted model, not a curated record